Penicillium paradoxum is the source of this 990-nucleotide messenger RNA. Its product is annotated as urea carboxylase-associated family protein. The transcript has a single exon. The coding region runs from base 1 to 990 and encodes 329 amino acids. Lineage: Eukaryota; Fungi; Ascomycota; Eurotiomycetes; Eurotiales; Aspergillaceae. The record is from RefSeq and is a predicted model, not a curated record.
AUGUCUGCACGACGACCACCCCCAGCAUAUACAGCACCCCCCGAUUCGGGGGUUCAUGCGACUUCGCAGUUGUACCGUUCAAUUUCCGAGACCGCAUCCAGCCCGUCUGCGCGCAUCUCAAAGGAAUCCUUUACCAUCAGACCGUGUUCCGCCCAAGCUUGGGUUGUCCCUGCCGGAAAUAUCUGCCGCCUGACCACACCAAACGGCCCACAGGUAGGAGACCUGAAUAUCUGGAACGCGAACAAUCCGCGGGAACGGAUGUGGGCUGCACGUACCCGACAGAUUCAUGCCUCCCAUGUCUCAGUAGGCGAUCGAUUAUGGUCAAACCUGCCGUACCUGCGACCCCUCGUAACCAUCACUGGUGACUCGCUGGGCGGCGGGCAGCUGCAUGACGUGCUUGGACCCGAUGGCAAGCGAAACCCGGAGGUCGUAUUCGGCACUACGCAGUUUGGUGGAAGAGUGCAUGACUUGAUGGGCACUCGUUGCGAUCCUUACGUGAACUUGCUCAUGGGCGGAGAGACCUUCGACUUCCACUGUCACUCAAAUCUCACUCGCUCCGUUGUCCCCUAUGGGCUGACGGAGUUGGAUGUCCACGAUGUCUUGAACGUGUUUCAAGUGACAGGACUAGAUGAGGAUGGAAAAUACUUCAUGGAGACCUCCCCUGCCCGGGCAGGCGAGUACUUUGAGUUCUUUGCCGAAGUGGAUGUCCUCUGCGCGCUCUCCGCGUGCCCUGGCGGUAUGGCACCUUCUAUGGUACACCCAUUUCUCAUUUCCAUGCUAAUAGUACUCGCAGGUGAUCUUUCCAACUGGGGCUGGGAUGACAAGGAAGGUGGUAUGGGGGCCACUUGUCGUCCGUUGGGCGUGGAGGUAUAUCAACUGGCAGAUGACAAGGUCCUCGAAGAGUGGAAGGCUCCAGUAAGCCCAAAUUACCAGGGAAUGCACGGCAUGAAGAUGCCUUCCCGCGAAAAGGAUGGUCACAUAGGAUUAUAG